Messenger RNA from Stylophora pistillata, 2142 nucleotides. RefSeq lists its product as uncharacterized. The record is from RefSeq and is a predicted model, not a curated record. Lineage: Eukaryota; Metazoa; Cnidaria; Anthozoa; Scleractinia; Pocilloporidae.
AUGCUAGAAGAGAACAUCAAGAAGAUUCACAAAGAAUUUGACUAUAAAAAGAAGAUGACUUCACUGAUGAAGACAAGAAAACGUUCAAUGCGGCGAAGUGCUGUUGGAUAUGUGCCAAAGUUCACUCCUGUCAUAUUUCACAACUUGGCUGGUUAUGACUCUGAUCUUUUUGUCAAGAAUCUUGGAAAGACUGAGGGAGACAUAAAAUGCAUUCCCAAUAAUGAAGAGAAGUACAUCAGCUUCAGCAAAUCUGUUGCUGUUGGCUCUUACACCAAAAAAGAAGAAGAAGAAGUUGACAUCAAGACUGAGCUUCGCUUUAUCGAUAGUUCAAAGUUCAUGGCUUCUUCUCUCGAUAAAUUGGUCAGUAAUUUGAGCCAUGAUAAGCUGAAGAAAACUGGGGAGGUGUUCAAGGACGCUGAAAUCAAGUUGAUCUCAAGAAAGGGUGUUUAUUCUUAUGAUUACAUGAGCAGCAUUGAAAAGUUCGGAGAAACAGAACUUCCACCAAAAAGAGAGUUUUACUCAAAACUGAACGACUGUGAUAUAAGUGAGGAAGAUUACGAGCACGCAAAGAAAAUCUGGAAUGAGUUCAAGAUGAGGAACAUGGGGGAUUAUCAUGAUCUUUAUCUCAAAUCAAAUGUUCUCUUGCUUGCAGAUGUGUUUGAAGAAUUCAGAAACGUCUGCCUUGAGAAUUACAAUCUGGAUCCUGCUUGGUAUUACACUGCUCCUGGAUUGGCUUGGGAUGCAGCAUUGAAGGUCACAAAAGUUGAGCUUGAACUUUUGAGUGAUCCAGACAUGCUUCUGAUGUUUGAGAAAGGAAUUCGUGGAAGAAUCUCAAUGAUCCCAAAUCGCUAUGGAAAAGCAAACAACAUGAAUUUAAAGUUUGACAGAGAAAAACCAUCAAAAUAUCUGGCUUAUCUUGACGCAAACAACCUUUAUGGAUGGGCAAUGUGCAAACCUCUUCCUGUCAGAGGUUUCAAAUGGGUGAGUCAAGCAGAGAUUGGAGACUGGAGAGCGAGCGUGAGAAAUAUUCCCUGCAUUCUUGAGGUUGAUCUCGAAUAUCCAAAAGAGCUUCAUGAUUAUCCUCUUGCUCCAGAGAGAAUCAUGAUCAGCUCAAACAAAGUCGAGAACUUUCUGCCAAAUCUGAACGAAAAGAAGAAAUAUAUCAUUCCUCACCAGAAUCUCAAACAGUGCCUUGAACUCGGCUUGAGACUAAAAAAGAUUUACAGAGGAAUCAAAUUUGAAGAAGAACCUUGGCUGAAAAGUUAUAUAGAGCUCAACACAAAUUUGCGCACGAAUGCAAAGAAUAAAUUUGAAAAGGAUUUUUUCAAGUUGAUGAACAACUCUGUCUUUGGAAAAACAAUGGAAAACAUCAGGAAACGAGUUGAUGUGGGGCUUCUCAACAAUCGAAAGAAAGCACAAAAGCUUUCAGCAAAACCAAACUUCAAGCAUUGCACAAUAUUUGACGAAAAUCUCAUUGCAAUACAUAUGGGGAGAACAUCAAUAAAGUUUGACAAGCCAGUUUUCUGUGGAAUGGCUAUUCUUGAUCUCAGCAAGACUUUGAUGUACGAUUUCCACUACAACUACAUAAAAAAGAAAUAUGGAGAUAAAGCCAAGCUUCUUUUCACAGACAAUGACAAUCUCAUGUAUGAAAUUGAAACUGAAGACUUUUACAAGGACAUAGCAGCAGAUGUUGAAGAAAAGUUUGACACCAGCAACUUUCCAAAAGACCACAUUUCAAAGAUCCCAACUGGUUGCAACAAAAAAGUUGUGGGCAUGAUGAAAGAUCAGGCUGGUGGAAAGAUCAUUGAGGAGUUUGUUGGAUUGAGAGCAGAACUUUACAGCUUGAAGAUUCUCGAGGGAAAAGAAGAGAAGAAGUGCAAGGGAAUCAAGAAGACUCAUUUAGGACAUAAGGGAAUCAGCGUUUGGGCGCUCACACAGCAGAUGACAAGUAUCGCAAAACCAUUCAGAGAAAACAUUGCUGCACUGGUUCUAUUCUACACACCUUCGGCUAAGGACAUGGAGGCGACAUUUGAUGAUUAUGCAGGUGAUUUGACGAAAGAAGAGCGAAUUGAAUUAAUAGCAAAGCUGAAGAAUGAGAAAUAUUCUCAUCUGAUUUUAUCACUUUGCCAUCCUUCGAUAUAA